AUGGGUUUCCUGAUUCUGGCCCUCUGCUCAACCUCUUGGCUCAAAACAGGAUCAUUUCGAACGGGACUCUUCAAAGAAUGCACAUCAUCAAACGAACCAACACACGCUGCUCCAUUCCCUGGUGCCCCCGCACCAGGUCAUUGCCAUGGUCCAUCUAGAAAUCAAGGAUUCCUGAUCGCCGCCGCUGUUCUUCUUUUUGUUGCUCUGGCCUGCACACUUUUCGCCUCAAUUUUCAAUAUCGUCGGACUCAGUAAAUCGGAUGUCCGUGGAAAAUAUCGGUGGUACAAGUUGGCAACUGUUUUGUCCGGUUUCGCAGCAGCCUUCUACGUUAACAUGAAUGAAUACGGUAGCCGUCGAAAUUGGGAAGUCGAUUGGUCUUAUGGAAUCGCUUGGGGAGCAGCUUUUUUCACUCUCGGAUCCGUGGUGAUGUUGGUUUGUGAUAAGGACCACGAGCAAGUUUAUUAUAAAGAGAAGACAACUUUCAAUCCACCACCAGAGCUUUUGGAGCGAUAA
This is a messenger RNA of Caenorhabditis briggsae, 513 nucleotides long. It is a transcript of the gene Cbr-vab-9, whose product is annotated as Protein CBR-VAB-9. Gene Ontology annotation, cellular component: cell-cell junction. Gene Ontology annotation, biological process: cell-cell adhesion. Bases 1 to 513 code for a protein of 170 amino acids. The transcript is spliced from 3 exons. NCBI's taxonomy places the organism in Eukaryota, Metazoa, Nematoda, Chromadorea, Rhabditida, Rhabditidae. The record is from RefSeq and is a predicted model, not a curated record.